Molecule: messenger RNA, 627 nt
Organism: Gloeophyllum trabeum ATCC 11539
Lineage: Eukaryota; Fungi; Basidiomycota; Agaricomycetes; Gloeophyllales; Gloeophyllaceae
Product: phosphatidic acid phosphatase
Exons: 5
Biological process (GO): phospholipid metabolic process
Molecular function (GO): phosphatidate phosphatase activity
Source: RefSeq, a predicted model, not a curated record
GUGGGCACAUUCAAAAAAUCGGCUAUUGAGAUACACCAUGCCGCGCUCGCUCUUUGGACUGGGAGGUCUUUGACCCAUCUGGUCACGGAAUGUCUCAAAAAUCGAGUGGGUCGACUACGACCGGACUUCCUGAGUCGAUGUAGAUGGGACACUGCCCUGGCAGCCUGCACAGGGAAAGCAGAUAGCAUACGGGACGGACGAGAAUCGUUCCCGUCGGGUCAUUCUUCUACAGCUUUUGCGGGAAUGACAUUCUUAGCGCUCUGGAUAGCUGGUCAGACGGCUGCAUGGUGCUUCUCUAUUCCGACACCGAGUGGCACACUUGUUCGUACACGCAUGUGCAGAUUCGUUGUGUGUCUGCUACCACUAGCGUAUUCUACCUGGGUUGCAAUAUCCCGCCUUGAAGAUUACCGGCACCACAAAGAAGAUAUCAUCGUCGGCGCUCUGAUCGGUGCCCUAUGUUCGAGCAUAUGUUACUUUAUGUAUUGGCCGAGCCCCUUCUCUGCGGCGAGCUUCAAUUCCGAACAGGUAGGCCGCCCACGCGUCGAUUACGCAGCUUACGAUUACCCCGAGCGGAGAAGCGGUAGUUAUCAACUGACUAGACUGCAAGACGAUACAGAGCAUGUAUGA